AUGGCGGCCGUCAAUCGGAAUAUGUUUGAUGCCAGCAUCACGACGGAACGGCCGCAUGGUGCGUCACUGUUAGUUCUACCGUUGAAUGUGCUCGCUCUCAUUAUAGCUCAGCUCGACAAUACCGGCGACAUUGCCCGUCUGUGCCGAACAUGUCGGGUCCUCAAUUACAUGGCCCUCCCGCAGCUCUACAGACACAUCACCUUGACCUCCUACGACAAAAUUCGAUACCGCGGGGAUGAGCCGGAAGGAAUCGGCAGCGCCAGCCCUUUCUCGAUGGGUCUCAAUGCUGUCAUUACGAGACCCUACGCCUCGCUAGUGCGGUCGCUGACGCUGCGCGGAGACUGGCGGGAGGAUGAGCUGGAGGAACACGCACGGGUCGGCCGGGUGCCAGAUUCGUCUAUGAUGUUGAACAUCGCGGUGCGUGCAGCCGUCGAUCGGAUGACGGAGCUGGAGAGUUUCCGCUGGGAGCUGAGCACGAAGAUGCUCGAGACGGUGUACUUGGGGCUGGCGCAGCGGCCGAAGCUCACCUCGCUCACUGUGCGAUUUCCCUCGAGUCGGCAUCCGCGGCCGACGAUCGUUAUACCGCCGAUGCCUCACCUGCGCUCGUUAAAGAUCACGCAUAUCGAUCCGCUGUGCUAUCCCGAUGAUAUCUCGACGUUGUUGUGGAAGUGUAAGAAACUGCGAGAGCUGAAGAUGCACUGGUCGCCGCGGAUGCGCAUCGAGCAGGAGCCCAGCGUCAUGCUGCAUGAUUACUUCCGCAAGUGCAUUGCCGCUAAGCAGCCGUUGAAGGUCAAGAAGCUGGCGCUUCAGAAUCUAUAUGCCCGCCACAGCGAGGAGUUCAAAGUUGCGCUUGACCCGAGUGCGCUCGAAGAUAUGACGUUUCUCAGCGAAUGCGGAUCGGAGAGCGCCAAAUCACUGAAUACUUUUUUUGAUAGCAGCUGGCCGAAAGGGCCUCCCGGUCAGGUGAAUUUCAAGUCGCUCAGACAAGAUUCCACCUCGAGGAGACAUGCUGAGUUUUUCUCUUAUUUUACUGGCCUGGAGAAGCUGUAUUUCGUCAAUGCAUCGCGAGAUUCAUCGGGCAAUGUCAACUCGCCCCGGCGAUUGCUCCCGUCUUCGGCGCUCACGCCGCCGUCCGUGGAUCAUACCACCAAUAGUUCAACUCUGAGCGCCUCCACUGAUGAAACUCCUGUCGCGUCGCCGGGGUCGAAUACUGGUGUGCAGGCCAGCAUUCGUGAUAUCUAUCUGAAUAACAUAAUCAUGAACCACUGCGCAACGCUACGCCAUCUUCUGCUCCCCUCUCGCUGGCCACUCUCAGCAUCCACAAUAGCCCGUCUUGUUCAUGCCAGUCCGCAACUGGAGCAACUGGCUUUGGCAGCAGAGCUUUCCAGUAUGGAUACUUUGGGACUUGUACUCCCGUUCCUUCGCAAUCUGGUCGCUAUUCGCCUGCUAGUUCCGACUGGCCCAGGAUCAUCUUCGGCAGGAAGCGACCCAUCACGACGAGCGAAGACUGUUUCAGGGCACUCGUCGAAGUCUUCGUUGUCUACAUCACAGCUGUUGUCGUCGGCACAGACUCUCGCUGAUAUAGUCGAGAUGGACGAUCAGGUCCUUGCGGAAAAAUUCAGCGAGGCACUAGCCGAUCAGCAUCUAUUCCGCCAGCUGAAGAUCAUCGGCAUGGGCCGCAAAGCCUGGCAACUAGGGGAUUACUACACGGUCCCUGUAGACAAUGCAGCUCCUGACGGGGAGCCACAACCCACGACGCCCACAGUUGCCUCCUCCUCAGCCAGUCCAGUGGUCAACGGUCAACAGGACCGGAGCCUCACGGCCAGUGAUCGACCCUUUUCGCAGCCACAGGAUCCUCUCACGCCGGCACCUAACGGUACGCCCGUCACAGCCGAGCCUUCUCAAACCGGUCAACCAUGUUCUCUUCUAGGAAAACGUCCGCGGCAAGAUAGCUCACCGCCUGCACGGCCGGCGAAGAGCUGGGAAGCAAGGUUGGAUGAAUCGGACCCAUGCUUACAGACACAGAUCAGCAAGGAUGGACGGAUCUGGAGACGGCGGGUCCGACGCGUGGGGUGGGAGGUGUUGCAACACUGGGAGAUAUGGGCUCUGGAUUCUCAGGAUAUUUGA
Aspergillus udagawae is the source of this 2127-nucleotide messenger RNA. RefSeq lists its product as uncharacterized. The transcript is spliced from 2 exons. The record is from RefSeq and is a predicted model, not a curated record. Gene Ontology annotation, molecular function: protein binding. Bases 1 to 2127 code for a protein of 708 amino acids. Lineage: Eukaryota; Fungi; Ascomycota; Eurotiomycetes; Eurotiales; Aspergillaceae.